Messenger RNA from Schistosoma haematobium, 4829 nucleotides. RefSeq lists its product as uncharacterized. The transcript is spliced from 6 exons. Lineage: Eukaryota; Metazoa; Platyhelminthes; Trematoda; Strigeidida; Schistosomatidae. The coding region runs from base 109 to 1680 and encodes 523 amino acids. The record is from RefSeq and is a predicted model, not a curated record.
GACAUAAAAAUUGAUAUUAAUGACGUUACAAGACACGUACAAGUUACCGAGAUUUCUCUGGCGGUGUUAUCGAAAUAAAGGGAUGUAACAACAACACGCUUUCUAAAGAUGUUAUCCUGUGAAGAACUAGCAAUAAUGAGAAAUUUACCCGCUCUUGUGUCAGAUUUGGAUAGUAUGGAUAUUAUUGAUCACCUUACUGCUACUACUCCUCCAUUAAUCACUCCUACUGAUUAUGAAUCAAUUAUAUCGACUUCCCAAAGAGAAGGCAGAAGAGCAGGAGUAAGAUGUUUAAUUGCUUGUUUACUACGUCGAUCGGAAAUCCAAAAAGUAUUCAGAUCUUUUCUGAAUAUAUUAAAAGAAGAUUACGGCCACUUGUUUGAUUUGUUAGACAAAACAUACGAGAGCUUAAAAAAUAAAAAUAACGAUGAAUCUGAUUUUGGUGCACUAAGCAAAAUUUCCUUUUGUUCUAGUAUCGUUUUGGAGACAGAAAAUCCACUAACCGUAACUACCCCUUGUCAAUCGGUCUCCAAAGACGUUGAUCAUUCGAAGAUGUUUUUAAAAGGGCUUGGAGUUUCUGAAAAUGAUAUCAUAUUCAACAUUAUUUCAACUAUAUGCUCACAUCCAAUUGCUGUUAUGAAUUGGGAAAAUCUUUUAAAUGAAUUGAUAGGAUGUAGUACUAUUAAUCCUAUUGGUAUUUUUAUGAACAGUAAUAAUUCACACUUAAAAAACAGUGAUUCAAGCAUGAAAGAUUUUGAAGAUUUUCUAUGGUGUGCAUCGAAUUGUCGUCGUGGCCUCUUUCACUUUUUCUCAAUCAAUAUAAUUCGAAAUUUAGAAAAUCGUGGUUCUCCUCUCAAACGAUCAUAUCCAGCGAAUUUUGAUACUGUUAAGUUUAAUGCUCAAUUAAUUCGUAAAUUAGUCACAGAAAAAUUAAUUCCAACUUUACAACAUUUUAAUCUCUGGAAUUUAGCCAAUCGCAUUCAAACACAGAUUGAAUACAAUGAUGCAAAUAAUUGUGACUCUGUGAAAAACUCUAUUUUGGAUAGAUGUAGCCUUCUGUAUAUGAAUAGUUUUCCUUUAAAAUUACUCGAUUCUACCUGUCAUAAUAAUAUUAACAACGAUAGUAAUUUACUGUUUGAUCUAAAUCAACCUAUUUCAUCAUAUGACCUAUUGAAAUCUUGUCCUCAAUUUAAUUAUGCAAAAUCUUUACUUUUCUCAUGUAUUGAACCAAUAUUUCAUCAUUCUCUUAUACUUUUGGAUUGGCCAUUUCUACUUCAUGAAUUAAAUGUUUGUUCUAAUUGUAUUUUAUAUUUACUCAGUUGUCAUUCUUCUUCACAAUGUUUAUUAUCUACCAAAAAUAGUAGUAGUAGUAAUAGUAGUAUUUUAUUAACUGAAUCAAACAAUCGUAAUUCUUUUUGUCAAAAUAUUCAAGAUGAGAAAAUUAAAAAUGUUGCGUUGGUUAUUCUUUUCUGUACAAUACUUCAAAAUACAUUGUAUCAAAAAAUGAUUAUAGAUCAAGAUAGUCAAAAUCUAAGUCAACCUGUACAGUCUCUGAGUGAAAGUGUUCAAAAGUCAUGUGUAGCAUCUAUAAUUCAUACGAAAUUAUUACCAGCUCUACAAUGUCUUGAUUUGAAUGCAUUACAUAGUGAAAUAGAACAAUUGGCUUUUCAAAUGCUUCAUUAAGAUUUUUCUUGUAAAUUCUAUCUAUGUAUAACAUUGUGUAAGUUAAAGUGUUCUUGAAUUCUGACCUAUAUCUGUCAUCCCUCUUGAAGAAGCAUAGGUCGCCCAACAGGAUUCUCCACUGAACUCUGUCCUGGGCAAACCUUUCCAAUUGUUUCUGAUCGCUAUUCAUUCUCUUGAUGUCUGCUUCCAAUCGCGACCCUUGAUUUUCCUUUUUCCCUUCAGGAUUCCAAGUUAGUGCUUGCCUUGUGGUUCCGUCUGAUGAUUUCUACAAUGUAUAUCCUAUCCACUUUCAUCACAUUUUCUUAAUUUCCUCUUCAGCUUGUGAAUCCUGAUUACUUUAAGAAAAAUCAUCUCAGUCUCUUUUUCUAUUUAUCUUUUUUAUGAUACCAAACAAGAUUAUGUUUUUUUGCACAAAACCCUAAGCAUUAAAGGUCAUUUAUAAGUAGUUAUCCUUGUUUAUACACCUCCUAUUGUUUUAGAGUUGAUCAUUAUUGUUAAGUUUUGCUUUUUUACUGGAUUUAGCUCUCAGUGACUGAACUAUUUUUAUUUUUGUGACCGUAAAAUAAAAAAUGUUCUGAAUACUGCUUUUUGAAUUUCACUCCCAUAAAUUAUCAUUUUCAGUUGAACAGUAAUAACACGUCGUGUAUGUAUAUGUAUAUUUUAAAGCCAAAAGUAGAUCCCAAGAACAACUGAGGUCACACUUAGGCAGUUCUGAAAACGAGGCUGCCCAGAUGUUGCUUGGAAAGAUAAACGAACAACUGUGGAAACAACAGCGACAUCUAUUGGUGACUUAAACCAAAGGGUUACGAAAAACCAGUGAAUUUCUUCUAAGUCUAUUGCACUGGUGGAUUCUCGUAAACUCAUCAGACUCCGAACACAAUGAAGAACGAAAACAAAUCAGAUCUAGGUUAACCAAAAGUCUAAGAAACGACCGUGAGCAGUGGUGGAUAUUGAAAGCAAAAGAGAUGGAAAAGGUGGUAACUGUAGGUAGCACAAGACAGCUCUUCAGAUUAAUAUACGAAAUUGGAAAUUAUAAGACAAGUGUGAGAUUCUCGGAAAAAGACGAAACUCGUAUCCUCUCUCAGCUCAGAUGUUUUGAGCGGUAGGCAGAACACUCUAAUGAGCAGUUCAGCUACUCUACAACUACCCACCAUUCCCAAUCAGCCUGAAUGGAACAUUGAAGUAGGUCCCCCGACUCUAAUUGAUGUUCAAAAAUCUGAAACGAGGAAGAGCAUCUGGUCUAGAUGAAUUAACCCCAGGGGAUUUUAAGGAUGGUGGUCCAGAUUUAGCGAUUAGGUUGACUAAUAUUUUAACUUAAAUCUGGGAGUUGGAUGUAACCUCAUCUGACUGGCUGCAAUCACUGAUUGUCCCAAUAUAUAAGAAAGGGUCAAAGUCAUCCUGUGAUAACCAUAGAGGGGUUAGUUUGACUAACAUAACGUCUGUAAUACUAGCCUCAAUAAUUAUCGGGCGCCCAACAAAGACUCGUGAACUGCAAACACGGUGAAAUCAGGUUGGCUUUAGACCUGGUCAUGGUCAUGCACCAUUCGUCAGGUACUAGAACACAGACACGCUUAUCGGUGUGCGACAAUUAUAGUUUUUCUUGACGUGAAAGCAGCAUUUGACUCUGUAGAACGAGAGGUUCUGUGGCGGUGUCUGUCAUUGAAAGGUGUACCUCAGAAGUACAUAAACCUUGUGAAGGCUCUUUACUCGAACACUACUAGUCUAGUUAAGGCUUGUGGCGAACUGUCAUCUGCUUUUGCAACCUCAAGUGGUGUCCGUCAAGACUGUCCACCUUCUCCACUUUUGUUCAGCUUCAUCAUAAACAUACUGAUAGAAGUAACGUUCUCGUCGACCAAAUUUCCGGGCAUCGAUCUCCUACCAGGAGGUUCACUUAUCGACUUGGAAUACGCUGAUGAUAUAGUCCUGUUUGGCGAAGACGCUGAUAAAAUGCAAUCUUUUGAUAGCACUGAGCAACAAUGUCAAGAUGUUUGGGAUGAGUAUCCCCCCUUCUAAAUGCAAAUUGUCACUCCAGGACUGGCCUUCGUCAACACCUGAACUAAAGAUGGGGAGUGAAGUAGUCGAACGCGUUGACAACUUCACUUAUCUUGGAAGUCUUAUCAGCCCUAAUGGGUUGGUGUCUGACGAAAUCUGUGCACGGAUCCGAAAAGCUCGUUUGGCUUUUGCCAACUUACGUCACCUAUGGUGAAAGCGAGUUAUCCGUCUAUCAAUUAAGGGACGGGACGUUCUGUUCUAGUUUACGGCUGAAAAACGCGACCGUUAAGAGUAGAGGAUACUCGUAAGCUACUAGUAUUUGACCACAGAUGCCUUAGAAAUAUUGCUCGCAUCUGCUAGGAUCACCAGGUAAGCAACAGUGAGGUUAAACACAGGGUAUUAGGGAAUGAUGGUAAAUCAGUUGAUGAGGCUGUGAAUCUUCAUAAACUGAGAUGGUUGGAACACGUGUUGCGUAUGCCUAAACACUGGUUACCACGACGCGCAAUGCAGACUAGUGUUAGAGGCGGUUGGAAGAAAAUUGGGGGCGGCCAAACCAAAAUGUAGCAUUAGUACAUAAAGUCACUAACUUCUGGUAGAUGCAGACUACUUGGUUGGGAUCCGCGCGACUAUCGUAACCAAAGGUUGGAGACUCUUGUUGAUAUGGCUCAGAAUCGACCACGAUGGCGUCGGUGUAUACACUGUCUGUCUUCCUUUAAACUAUGAGAGUAAAAUCGCUUCAUAUCCUUCUUUCUAAGAACUAAUUCUUUCUUCCUGUACUAUGUCCAUAUAUGCAAUCUUUCUUUUAUAUAUUACCACCACUGAAUUAACUACUUCUGUGAAUCCGGUGUUCAUCUUGUUGUGUUAAUGAGGUAUGGCAACUUGGACCGAUGCAUACAUGUGCCUGGUUCUACGUUGUAGCUGACUGGUGUAUAUCUGAAAAAAGGGGUUACAAAAUUGUCUUUUUUUUAGACGAACGUGAUCUUUCUGUUUCCCUGCAACUCUUUUUAUCUGUAUUGAUCCUAUAUACACAUCCACUUUGAAUAAAUCUGUUAGAUAAUAUCUAAGAAAGUGUACUGCUAGAUCUAUGUAUAAACUAUUAGUUAACUCAAUGAAAUGAGUUACAUAUUAAGAUCAGAAAAAUGAUUUUUGAAAUUAAG